AUUGUCUAUGACCUGUGUGAGUAGCAAUCGGCCCAGGAAGAACCGCAAACCGCGAAUGCCCUUCGCCAAGGAAGAAGGAAGCGACUGCCAGACUGCGUCUGCUUACUCUGCCUCACCGUUUCAGCAAUUCAGGCGUUCACUCCGUUCAGCCUUCACUCUUCUUCUCUUCAGGUAAUCGGAACUCGAAAGUUUGAAAAUGACUCCAGUAACGAUGAAUAAUCCCGAAAAAAAUGGUGAUAAUGUUGCAUCAAAAUCUCUAAAUUCAGCUUCAUCAUCAUUCAAAAGACUGGGUAGAAAGUCGCCAUUCACUAGAUAUGGACUUCCUAUGAUCUCCCUCAUGGUGCUGGGAUCUUUUGGUCUUGGCCACCUUUUGCAAGGCAGCAAGGAUAUUGCUAAAGUGAAGGAUGAUCGAGAGUGGGAAAUCAUUGAGACAAAAAAAGCACUUUCUAGAGAAGGGCCUGUGAAUGCAUAUAACCCCAAAAAGAUCAACUUGGAGGAUGAAUUGAAGGCUCUGAAAGAAAAAGUUGAUUUAAACAAUUAUGAAUACAAGAGAAUUCCCAAGCCUGAUAAGAGCAAAUGAAAGGCGCAAUCCAUAGCAUGAAAGCGGCAGCAAUCAAUGUAGGGUAUCUUGUUCUCCUAGAGGCUCUAUUUGGUAGCCUUAUGUUGCUUAUUGAGUAGGAAGAGCGGCUUUUGACUUACUUGGCUGAAAUGCAUGUCACCAAGGAUACUUUUUCUUUCCGAAAGUUCAGCAGAUGCCACCAUUCAACAAAUACCUCUUUAUGCGAGUUGGCAGGAACUACUUACGCUCUUUGUUCGACGGAGAUAAUGAACCUUCAAAAGAGGUGUGUGAUAAAUCGAAUGAUGGCAGAAAAGGGAUUGAGGAAGUCAAGAAUGAGAGAUUUAGAAUACAUUAUAACUAAGUAUUUUUAUUCUUGUAACUAGCUAUACAGUUAAUGUUCUUGUAUUUAGAAUGAUAGUGUAAUUCGAGUUGGUAAUGUCUUCAAUGUAUGUUUUGUGUUAUGAAAAUGAACUUGGAUAUUGUACAACAAAUUUGUGUUAUUAAUCCAUGUUGUAAGUUGACUAAAAAGGAUAUCUGAAUGUUUAUUUUGUUUGCCAUUGAAGUGUCUGUGAAC
Cuscuta epithymum is the source of this 1133-nucleotide messenger RNA. The record is from the annotation of a GenBank genome assembly. NCBI's taxonomy places the organism in Eukaryota, Viridiplantae, Streptophyta, Magnoliopsida, Solanales, Convolvulaceae.